GCCAAUUCAGUAGGGUUUAAGGUUUUGGCCUCCCUUGGAGAGAUUACCAACACAAGAGAAGAUCGUCUGGUAAGCAUUUCUACAUCUACCAAACCCUAGCAUUUUCCUCCUAGUUAUUUCAAUGCUUCAUACCUUGAAUCGUAAACUUUUCCCUAGAAAUCUCUGCUUCAUUCUCAAACUAAACCCUAACUCUUUCACUGGUUCUUCAACGGACCUGAAUUCUAGCAGAAAUGCACUCACUAAGUGCUCCAAUAGCUUUAGUUUCUUUAACUCUUCAAUGGGUAUCAAUCAAAUUUCCCCCUUCCAUACUCUUUAUAAAAACCCCAAUUUUAUUGGAAACCCUAGAAUUGUAAGAAGUUACUGUUCUGGUGAGUGGACUGAGGAUAUAGAGUACUUAGAUGAGUCGGGGAGUGUUAUAUACUCUGGUAAAGGUAUCCGGUCAGUCGAGCCGGGGCUUGACGAUCAUGUUAUGGUGGGUGGGUUAAAGAAACCAUUUUUGAAUGCCUCUGCAGUUGCUAAGAUUGUUGAGGUUGUUAAGAGGUGGAAAUGGGGACCAGAAUUAGAGACCCAAUUGGAUAAACUACAGUUUAUGCCUAAUAUGACUCAUAUAAUUCAGGCCUUGAAGGUUAUCAAAGAUAGCGAUGCAUCAUUGAGUUUGUUUAGAUGGGCUAAGCGACAAUCUUGGUAUGCCCCGAGUGAUGAGUGUUAUGACAUGUUGUUUGAUGGGUUAAAUCAAAGUAGAGACUUUGAUGCGAUUCAAUCAUUGUUUGAGGAGUUGGUCCAAGAGUCGAGUGGUAACGUGGUUUCAUUAUUUAGUGCAUACAAUCGGGUGAUUCAGUUUUUGGCUAAAGCUGAGAAAUUGGAGGUAUCGUUUUGUUGUUUCAAGAAGGCUCAGGAUUAUGGUUUUAAAAUUGACACUCAAACGUACAAUGACCUUAUGAUGUUGUUUUUGAAUAAAAGUUUGCCUUACAAGGCAUUUGAGAUAUAUGAGAGCAUGCAAGCGGCAGGAUGUUUGUUGGAUGGGUCUACAUAUGAGUUGAUGAUACCUAGCUUGGCAAAAUCAGGCCGGCUUGAUGCAGCUUCUAAGCUCUUUCAAGAGAUGAAAGAAAGGAAGUUUCAGCCAGGCUUUAGUAUCUUUGCAUCACUUGUUGAUUCAAUGGGGAAAGCUGGGAGACUGGAUACAUCAAUGAAAAUCUACAUGGAAAUGCUGGGCUCUGGGCUUCGGCCAUCUGCUACUAUGUUUGUUUCAUUGAUCGACUCCUACGCAAAGGCUGGGAAGCUAGAUACUGCACUUCGGCUUUGGGAGGAAAUGAAGGCAGCUGGUUUUAGGCCGAAUUUUGGCUUAUACACGAUGAUCAUUGAGUCCCAUGCAAAAUCAGGAAAGCUUGAUCUUGCAACAUCAAUAUUUAAAGAAAUGGAGAAAGCUGGGUUUCUGCCCACUCCGUCGACGUACUCAUGUCUCUUAGAAAUGCAUGCAGCCUCUGGACAGGUAGAUUCUGCGAUGAAGCUCUAUAACUCAAUGAUAAAUGCAGGUUUAAGGCCCGGAUUGAGCACGUAUACAGCUCUUUUGACCCUCUUGGCUAAUAAGAAACUUGUGGAUGUCGCAGCAAAAAUCUUACUUGAAAUGAAGUCCAUGGGAUAUUCUAUUGAUGUUAGUGCUAGUGAUGUUCUAAUGGUUUAUGUUAAAGAUGGUUCCAUUGAGCUCGCCUUGAGGUGGUUAAGUUUCAUGGGUUCAUCGGGGAUUAGAACAAAUAAUUUCAUAGUUAGGCAGUUAUUUGAAUCAUGCAUGAAGAAUGGUUUAUAUGAGUCAGCAAAGCCUCUCCUUGAAAACUAUGUGAACUCUGCUGCGAAGGUGGAUCUGAUUCUUUACACAUCAAUUCUUGCCUAUUUGGUACGAUGCCAGGAGGAACACAAUGAGAGACAUUUGAUGGCAAUUCUUGGUGCAACAAAACACAAAGCUCAUGCCUUUAUGUGUGGACUACUUACUGGCCCAGAACAGAGAAAACAGCCAGUUUUAUCGUUUGUGAGGGAGUUUUUUCAAGGUAUUGAUUACGAGUUGGAAGAAGGGGCUGCGAGGUACUUUGUCAAUGUUCUCCUAAACUAUCUUGUUCUGAUGGGGCAGAUAAACAGAGCUCGCUGUGUUUGGAAGGUUGCCUACGAGAAUAAGCUUUUCCCGAAGGCAAUAGUUUUCGAUCAGCAUAUUGCUUGGUCACUUGACGUUAGAAAUUUGUCGGUGGGAGCUGCUCUUAUAGCUGUUGUGCACACCCUCCAUAGAUUUAGGAAAAGAAUGUUGUAUUAUGGAGUGGUACCGAGGCGUAUCAAAUUGGUUACAGGACCCACUCUGAAGAUCGUGGUUGCACAGAUGCUGAGCUCUGUAGAAUCCCCAUUUGAAGUUAGUAAGGUGGUUUUAAGGGCCACCGGAGACUCUGUUAUGGAGUGGUUCAAAAAACCGAUUGUUCAGCAGUUUCUUUUGAAUGAGAUUCCAUCAAGAGCUGACAUCCUCAUGCACAAGCUGAAUAUACUGUUUCCCAGUUCUGCACCUGAAAUUAGGUCAUUGACCCCACCUAAGCCACUCAUUGCAGGGAAGGGAAUUUAACCUUGUAUGUAAUGAUAGUUGGGAUUGAAUAGAGGCUACCUAACCGUGAAGCAUGAUUGUAUCUUAAUCUUAGUGGUUUUCUUUCAUCCACAAAACUUCCCCCGCCCCCCUCCCCCCCUAAAAUUUUCAAAUUAUGUUUCACAGUGGACAUAUUGUGUAAAGAGGAAUAAGAGAUGUUUAUGGUCUCUGUUUAUUGCUUGACAUCCUCAAUCACACAAGUGGUUUUCUUUUA
Gossypium raimondii (Peruvian cotton) is the source of this 2828-nucleotide messenger RNA. RefSeq names its product pentatricopeptide repeat-containing protein At1g79490, mitochondrial. The transcript has a single exon. Lineage: Eukaryota; Viridiplantae; Streptophyta; Magnoliopsida; Malvales; Malvaceae. The record is from RefSeq and is a predicted model, not a curated record. Bases 122 to 2596 code for a protein of 824 amino acids. Gene Ontology annotation, molecular function: protein binding.